GCAGCAAAUACUGCUGCUUAGUGCUCCUUUUCUCCUUUCUUUUUGGUCACCCAAUAAAGGCAGGACAAGAUGAAGACGCAUCAGUUCUUUCUGCCAUUGUUAUUUCUCUCAGGUUUCCUGGAUGUAGAGAGCAUAAGCCCAAAUGAAAGAAAGCUAAGGAAAGCCAAACUCCCUAAAAUAAGAAAGGAGAACAGCGUACUCUUGCUGAAAAAGAACAACUUUGACAGAGCAUUGAAGGAAACGAAGUACCUGCUGGUGGAGUUCUAUGUUUCUUUAUCUCAAGCAUCUCAGAAUGUGUCGAAAGAAUUUGCUGAGGCUGCGCGACUGCUUAAGAAAGAAGCUCCAAGAAUCCAGUUUGGCAAAAUAGAUGUCACAGAUCAAUUUGAUUUGAGAAAAGAAUUUAAUAUUCAAGAGUUUCCUACCGUGAAAUUUUUUGUGGAUGGCAUCAGGGAGGCCCCUAUAGACUGCAAAGGUACUGUCCCUGCAGCAGGAUGCAUUUAA
Molecule: messenger RNA, 501 nt
Organism: Centrocercus urophasianus (Greater sage-grouse)
Lineage: Eukaryota; Metazoa; Chordata; Aves; Galliformes; Phasianidae
Gene: PDILT
Product: protein disulfide isomerase like, testis expressed
Exons: 3
Coding region: 70-501 (143 amino acids)
Biological process (GO): response to endoplasmic reticulum stress; protein folding
Cellular component (GO): endoplasmic reticulum
Source: RefSeq, a predicted model, not a curated record